UUGUUCUCGAGAAAACAGAAGGAAGCUUAGGUUUUGUGAUGAAGUGGAGUCAGUUUUACCACCUUGAAGUUGUUAUUUUCCUGUAACAGCAUGUCCCUAGGGGUUUUAAACCAAAAAAACUUGCCACAGAUUCUUGAUAUAUAUAUAUAUUUUUUUUUUUAAACAUUUUAAAGACGUCAUACUUUUUAUCCAUUUGUAGUUACAUUUAAUGAUGUGGAACGUCCGUGAAACAAGUUAUUUCCCGUGAUCGUUAUGAAUAUUAGCGAGUAGUGUUUCAUGGACCUUCAGGACUGACAUGAAAACCUUCCAUGACACGAAUAAGUUAAUGUAAAAUGGACGCACUUAGUGUUGGACAAAGCUCAGAGUGUACUCUUGAUGUGUGUCGUGUGACUGUGAGUCAGAGAUGUCGACUGUCUGUGUUUAAAGACUCAACACUUGUUUCCAGCCACCAGACGAACGGCUCGACUUGGCCAUGGACAUCCUGCGCUUCACCGUCACGCUGCUCAUGAUCAGCUUCUCGGCUUUAUCAGCCUACGAUGAGACCUGGUCCAUUCAGGUUUCCCCAGAGGUGCGAACCAUCGAGGGUUACCCCGCAGUGCUGCCCUGCUCCUUCACACACCCUGCACACACCCUACACUCCUCCAUGAACGUGGUGUGGCGUCUAGGCCACACCCGCACCAGCACCGUGCUCUUCCAUUGCUCCAGCCUCAAUGGCAGCCAGCAAUGCGAGACCGGACCGGACCAGGACCAGCGGUACCGGCUGGAGGGAAACCACCGAGAGCAUGACCUGACUCUGCGUAUCAGCGGCACUGGCCUGCAGGACAACGGGCGCUACUACUGCAGCGUCGAGCUGCCCGACCAACCGCAUGCCAACUACGAGAACAAAAUGGGCACACGGCUCCGAGUGGAAGCUCCACCACGGAUCUUAAGCUUGUCCAUAGGGGGCAGCGUAGACACAAGUCUCAAAGCCCUGUGCCAGGUACAGGGGUCUCCGCUACCUGACGUCCAGUGGACGGGUUUAGAUGAAGUUCUCGAUGCAGAUAACGAAGCCGCCCCGCUCCUACAGGAAGCUCCGGAUCGCCACAGAACCACCAGCCAGCUCCUGGACAUCCAGCCAGGGGGGCAGUACACCUGCACAGCAUCCAAUCCUCUUGGCAACGACCAGGCUACGGUCUACAUUCUGCCCCCGAGUCCAGAAAAGUCCAAAACCAGCAGCAACAGUGGUGAUGCUUUAACCGUACCGCUGCUGCUUGGGUUAGCAUUAGCAGUUAAAUUGCUUCUCUUCCUGGGAGGUCUGGGAGGUUUGUUCAUUAAAUGGAAUGUUGGGUCCAAAAGUCUGAAUCAAUCGACCAAAUGAUGUCUCUCACUCUCAGUAAGCGUUUCUCCAAAACGUGUUGUAAAUACAGCUUUAAUGUUAAGUGGGAACCCAUAAAACCGAUCAGCACCUUGAUUAAACCAAGCUCCGCCCCUCUAGGAUUGAUUGUCAUGUGGUUGGCAUGUUGUUUACAAAUAUUGACAUGUUUUUGUAUGGAAAGUAGCUAUGUCAUAAUUAUAUAGAAUUAUGGUCUAAAAAUAAUUAUACUUGUACUCUUACUUGCACUAAUUACAUUCCCAUGAAUAAACUCAAACCUUGUACUCCUAAAAGGUCAUGACUACACUAUGUACCGUGAAUUUUUUAUUUCGUUUUUGUUUUCCUGAUCGACUCUCAAAUCACAUCAAUAAAAAAAAUUUCGCCCUGGACGUAUGCUCGUCACGCCACAGCGUCAUUUUAACACACUGUUCCUUCCUGUCCUGUCCUUCAUUACAGGUGCAUACUCUAGGGGGCGUGGUCUAUAGUCUGUACCUGUGGAGGGAACUCAGUAACUUCCCUGAAACCCUCAGAAGCAUCGAUUCUCUGACACGUCCAUUUACACGUCAUCCAGACGUUUAUUGUUCUGUGUUUUGAACUCGGUUCGUGUUUGGUUUCGACAGCAGACGACGGAAAAGGGCAAGCGCUUCCUCGAGUGUCUUUAUAAUAAAGAAACCGUACAAAACCUUCAUUUUCCCACAAGAUAUCGCUAACACAACUUCACCGGCGUGUCCGUUCACAUGCAUGAGAGAUAUACAGUAGAUAUAACACCUGGAGUUAUUUCUGCUGCUCAUUUUGUACUUUCCAGAUGUGUUCACACUGACUUCACAGAUUCAGACUAAAAUCCCAGCGACAGGCCGCUUAUAUUUACAUUACACACCUCUACAUC
Molecule: messenger RNA, 2237 nt
Organism: Ictalurus punctatus (channel catfish)
Lineage: Eukaryota; Metazoa; Chordata; Actinopteri; Siluriformes; Ictaluridae
Product: V-set and Ig domain-containing protein
Exons: 3
Coding region: 473-1357 (294 amino acids)
Biological process (GO): regulation of osteoclast development; regulation of actin cytoskeleton organization; regulation of bone resorption
Cellular component (GO): plasma membrane
Source: RefSeq, a predicted model, not a curated record